AAAAGAUCUGUCAGUGUGACAGACACUCAUCUUUCUCCUUCCUCUGCAUCUUACUCUGAGCGUCCGGCAGAUAAUCAUGUCCAACAACACGUCCAACGCCUGCAUCAAUGACAGCACCAAUCAAAUCAACAUCAUUUUUGUGGGCAUGUACUCCUUCAUCUCCAUCGUGGGCUUGAUUUUAAACCUCAUUGCGUUGGUGGUUUUCUGCAAUAAUGGCAGAACCAGAUCUCAUACUGUAGUCUACAUGACCCACCUGGCCUUUGCAGACCUGCUGCUCAUCCUCACACUGCCCAUGAGGAUCUACUAUCACCUGGGGUUCACUGGUCUUCAUCAGUGGAUGUGCAACAUACUGGGUUUGGUCCUGAAGGCAAACAUGUACAGCAGCAUCUUCUUCCUCAUGUUCAUUUGCUUCGACCGCUGCUUGGCUGUUAAUUUCCCGAUGUCAGCGCCGGUCCAGAAGUGGAGGAAGAAAGCGUGGCUAGUUUGUAUCGGGAUAUGGCUGCUAACAUUUGGCGCUAGUGUACCAAUCUAUCUUUCUAAGCCGUCAAACCAAACUCAGGACAAGUGUUUCGACAGCAUCCCGGUCUUCGCCAUUCAACCCAUCGUAGUUCUCCCAACGCUGUUUGUGGGCUUCGGGUUACCAUUGGUCCUCAUGCUGAUCUGCUCCUGGUUUCUGGUCCGUGCUGUCCGUCGUAGCACUGUGGCCCAGACCAACCUGGUGGACAGCUCAAAGAUCUCAAAGAUGAUCACCACCAGCCUCCUCGUCUUCCUCGUCAGCUUCCUUCCAUACCAUGCCACCCUGCUCCUCCUCUCCCUGAACAGACACAACAUCACGUGCCCCAUGCUGGAUGCACACCGCUACAGCCUGAUGGUGGCAUGUGUCAACACCGUGCUGGAUCCGGUGGCGUAUUAUUUCACAACGGACACCUUCAAGAAGAAGGUGGACAUGGGUGCAUUCAGGAGGAUGCUACCUCUGAACAGUCAGAGCUCUGACUUGACCAGAAGGGGCAGAGUGGCUGAGGACAGCUGAAGGACUGAGCCUCACUGAGCCUCUGCGCCGGAACAUCAAUGGCUGAACAAACGUGCCUGUUCUGUUUGUUCUUUUAUUUUAUAUAUGCACGCAUUCUUUGAAUUCAUUUAUAUGAGAAGCUUUAAUUUUAGAGCAUUUAUUUUGGGCACAUAAGGAUGCUGUUCAUGCAGCAUGGUCGGUCAUUUAAUAUGUAAAGCUAUGUUUAGACUGAUCUUUAUUAGAAUAUGUGAUAGAAAUCAUUAACUCUGUGGUGUCAGAGGUGCUUUGUGGUGUCUGUUCUUGUGAAGUCGUCUUUCUGCAGAAAAAACAAAACGGAAGGUGGGAGCAAACAGCGAUUGUGCAAUCCAGGCUCCUGUCUUCUGUAAUCUGAUACAUAAGCUUUAAUUAAACUCUAUUAACAGAUAUCUGUAAGCAAGUGAAGAUCUGCAGCUCAUAGAUGUCAACUCAAACUCUGUUUUUCCUCUCUUGAUUUCAAAGUCUUGCCCACAUGCCCAAAGUGUUGAUCAGAGCUCCUGUCUGCAGUAUCUUUGCCAGACAACCGCUGGUGGGUUCUGAGACUGUGUUCAGACUAGAGACGGACUGAUUACAAUCUCUACAUCAUCUGCAUUUCGAAAUAAUUGACAUGCAUGUGCUAACAAGGCCGAUUAAAAACACAAACAAUCUGCAGGCAGCCUUGUUAUCCUCCACCCACCCUCUCCUCUGCUGCAGAAAUGCUCAUCCCUGCCUUCAUAACCUCCAGACUGGAAGACAGCAUCCUCUAACUUUCAUGCACCCUGCUUCAAUUGUUAGCCUACAUGACCUUGUGUAGAUAUUACAUCAAAUCUGAACCAGCCACUGGCUGGUAUAUAAUGUGAACUCUGUUAUAAUGUUUAGAAUUAUGUUUAAUAUUGGUUCUGACAUAAAUAUCAGUCA
Messenger RNA from Notolabrus celidotus (New Zealand spotty), 1942 nucleotides. Its product is annotated as lysophosphatidic acid receptor 6. Gene Ontology annotation, biological process: G protein-coupled receptor signaling pathway; behavioral response to pain. Gene Ontology annotation, molecular function: G protein-coupled receptor activity. The record is from RefSeq and is a predicted model, not a curated record. The coding region runs from base 77 to 1030 and encodes 317 amino acids. The transcript is spliced from 2 exons. NCBI's taxonomy places the organism in Eukaryota, Metazoa, Chordata, Actinopteri, Labriformes, Labridae. Gene Ontology annotation, cellular component: membrane.